Patiria miniata (bat star) is the source of this 1386-nucleotide messenger RNA. RefSeq names its product V-type proton ATPase 21 kDa proteolipid subunit-like. The transcript has 7 exons. Gene Ontology annotation, molecular function: proton-transporting ATPase activity, rotational mechanism. The record is from RefSeq and is a predicted model, not a curated record. NCBI's taxonomy places the organism in Eukaryota, Metazoa, Echinodermata, Asteroidea, Valvatida, Asterinidae. The coding region runs from base 125 to 739 and encodes 204 amino acids. Gene Ontology annotation, cellular component: proton-transporting V-type ATPase, V0 domain. Gene Ontology annotation, biological process: proton transmembrane transport.
UCUGUCUCUCGGUACCAGUCUGAUUACUACAUGGUGUAAUUCCUGUGCAGUGAAGAGUAUGUAGUGUGGUGUUUAUUUCUUCAUUUUUUGGCACCUAGGGCAAGAUUAAACCUCAAAAGUCACAAUGGGCUACCACGGGUACAUCACGACGUACCUACUGUCGGGGAUUUUUAUCGGAAUAUUUUUUGCAUAUAUAUUCACGAACCAGCUGUAUCGGCUAGACUUCGGAUGGCUCCUUAUGUCAAUCUCACCUGUGAUGUGGGCCAAUCUGGGCAUUGGCUUCUCCAUAUCGCUCUCUGUUGUCGGUGCUGCAUGGGGCAUAUUCAACACAGGCACAAGUAUAUUAGGUGGAGGUGUCAAGACGCCAAGAAUCAGGACAAAGAACUUACUCAGUAUUAUCUUCUGCGAGGCAGUGGCCAUUUACGGGAUCAUCCUUGCCAUUGUCAUCUCCAAUCUACUUGAAGAUUACAACCCAGCGACUGUUUCAGAGAACACACUGAGGAACAACUACUUAGCAGGUUACGCUAUGUUUGGAGCCGGACUGACCGUAGGCCUGUCCAACCUGGCCUGCGGUAUUUGCGUCGGGCUGGUCGGUAGCGCUGCGGCCCUCGCGGAUGCGCAGAACCCGAGCCUCUUUGUGAAAGUCCUGAUUAUUGAGAUCUUUGGCAGUGCCAUCGGGCUGUUUGGUGUCAUUGUUGGCAUUUUGCAGUGUAAUGCCUUCAGAUUCUUGAGUGAGUGAAGCCCUCCAUCGCUUCUUCAGCUUAAUCCACCAACUCCAUUCUUCCAACUUUUAGUAAGUUGUUUCCCCUUUAAUUGUUUGAGAUUUUCUGUUGUUUGUGGUCUUUCUGUAGUGAAAGACUGACGAAAAAUGAUAUAUAUUUAGAUGGAUGAGUUCGAGGGACUAUCUCAAAGCUGGUCUGUUGAAAAUGAACUUCAAAAUAUCGCUUAAACAUUCCUUUGUAUUAAAAUUGAUCAUAUUUCUCAAAUGUAAAUGGUCAACAUUUAUCAUUAUUUAAUAUACUUUUCUUACGAUCAUUUAUAGAAAUCGUCAAGUUUAAGGUAGAGUACAUCAUUUGCAGCUUCCCAAAAAUUAAUUGAUGAAAUCAUUGUUGAAAAGCAUAUUUGGUUUAAUAGAUAGUAAUUUCACUAAACUCCCUAUGAAAUUAUUCUUUCUGGCAUUUUGUCAUUUUGAAGAAAACAAUAAAAGAAGGUCAUUUCCAAAGGUGCGUCUAAAGAUGCAUUUUUGGAAAUUUCUGUUCGUAGUUUGUUUUUAAUUCGGCGACGCCGUGUAUGGGUGCGCGUGAUUGCUAUAAAUCGUCGGUUCAGUGCGUGACAUUGCGUAGCUGCAAUUGGCUGAAUGAGAACGUGUCCCGGACGCUGAUGUCA